AUGUCGUCAUCAGCCUCGACAGGGCGCCUCCAGGAGGAAGUUGAAUCGGGCAUCGGCGACUCCGCUUCAGUAGCGGUGUCGGUAGCUGCGAUCGAUCUUGACAUCGCGCUGGUGGACAAAGAUGUGAGAGAGAUUUUGGCGUGCUUGCAGGAAGGCGGCGAGGACCUAUCCUACGCGGGGAACAGCAGCGCGACGCCGGAAGGCAGGGCUUUCCUGGAACGCGAGCUCGACGGCCUCAUGGUGGUCAAAGCGAGGUACAAGGAGAAGAAGCUCGCCCGGCUGCAGCUGCAGAGGGGCUUGCCUGUCGUUGCGGUGGACUGGGAAAUCGCCCGCGUGGAUGCUGAGGUGAGGGAGGUGCUGGGUGCUCUGCAGGGCAAGUCGGAGGGCUCGCCCUACGCCGGGAAGAGCAAGGACGUCCUCGAGAAGAAGCUCGACGAGCUCAUGAGGGAGAAGACGGAGUACAAGGAGAAGAGGCUGGCCCUGCUAGAGCUGCAGGACGACCAGCUGAAGGCCCCGGGGAGCGACGCCGCCGAUAAACCUCAGCAACCAGCACAAGAAAAAACUGGAUCGGGAGCAGUAGCUGAGGUGGCGAUUGCAUCACCGUCGGGGAGUUUCGCAGAAGAGGAAACGCGAUCAGUGUCGGAAACCACGUUAGCGUGGACAGAAACGGUUACGAGGGGAACGUACGACGCACCCAAGCGGACGGCGGAGUUGUACGCCCCGGACGCGAUUCUCUGGGGAACGGAGGUCUGCGGUCCCGACGACGACCUUUGGGGAACGGUCUCCGAAACGGUCCGCGACACUCCCGAGCAGAUCUACGCCUACUUCGACUACUUCGCUCGACUCCCGGAGCUGAAGGUAGUGGAGUACACUCCGGCCCCCGUUCGCGUCUACGGCGACUUCGCUGCGCAGGCCGGCACCUACACGUUUUCGUGGCAGGGUACAGAUGGUUCGACCGUCGAGAUGCGAGCCCGCUUCAGCUUCACGUUCAGGAGGGCGGGGCCGAGCAGCCCGCAGCCUUGGACGAUCGUGGAACACCACUCCUCCUCCAUGCCCACGUCCCCGUUAGAGCUCGAAUUAAACCGGGUUGGAUCGAACACGAACCUGGCCGCCGCCGCUUCCGCCAUUCCGGCACGAGAGGCCAAAAUCGCAUCCUCCACCGCGUCCGCCCGUUCCGCCGCCGCCGCUCCCGCUCCGGCACCUUCGCUCUCCGAUCACCCCGACGCGGAAGGGCCAGAGGCGUCGGUGUCGGCGGCGUCGGCGGCAGAACCCGCGCCGGCACCGGCGCCUAAGGCUAGCCGAUCGCCGAUUUGGAGCGGGUUGUUCCGUGCCUUCACCAGCUCGGCGGCGUCCGCUGCUUCGUCCGAUCAGCCGGCUGCCGCUUCUGUGGCUUCUGCCCCAGAGGCCAUGACGAAGACAGCGGAAGAGGAAGAGGAGGCGGAGGAGGCCAGGGCGGCGGAGGAGGCUAGAGCGGAGAUCGAGAAAGCAGCGGAGGAGGCCAGGGCGGCGAGAGAGAGGUCGAGAGCAGCGUUGGCGGCAGCAGAAGCAGAAGCGAGAGCUGCGGCGGAGACUAAGGGCGGCCGUGCGUCCAGCAGCGGACUGCACACCCCGCCGGGGCCCGAGAGCGAGCAUCAUGAAGAGGUCAGGGCUUCUUCGUCCGCGGUGUCGUCUUCGGCUGUCGCUAGGGAGCUUUCGUUCGAUGGCGCUGGUGCCGGAAAAGACGCCAAGAUUCACGAUAUUACGGCGACGGUCGGCCCCCUAGGCCUAGGGCUGAUGCUCGGGGAGGAGAAAGAAGGCACCCGAUGGGUCGUUAAGGGAUUUCGAGUCAUGCCAGACGGAAAGCCCAACCCUGCCGAGGCGGCCGGUAUCGAAGUCGGCGACACUCUCCAGAAACUGGGCGGGGUGCCCUUGGGCUCGUACAGAGACGGAAUUGAGAUUUUCAAGAAGCAAAGGGGCCCCGUCGUUCUCACCAUUUCCCGCCAAAACGGUGCGAAAUGAUGUUUUUCCCGUUCCGUUGCCGUAACCGUUACCGUUGUAGGAGCCGUCUGUUGCCAGUUUCCAACCGGUACCAGCAGCACGAGUGAUGAUGUCGGACCAGCCGGCCGGAAAGGGAAGUUGGCCCGGACUGAAGAAAGUUACAAGAAAUUAUUUCCCCGCUGCUGGAGUGAGGGAAAGAUGGGGGUUCGUUUCAUUCUGUUCCGAUUUUUUUUUUUUCCCCACUCUUACAGAUGCGUUUUUGUUAGGAUGUACCUCUCCAUACUGCGGAGGAUAGAAGCGCUAUGUUUUUUCCGGACGAUAGGGUUUGUAUGUCCGGAAGUGUAACCUGCUCUGCAGCGUGGUUCUCAUUUUUACCUUGUUUUGUUGGAUGCACUUCCGAGAAAUUUUCAAUAAAUAUUUUCGUGGCCGCCGUUGGCUGGCUCUUUGCUGGCUAACGAUUCGAUCGGUUGGCUUGGGACAUGACUAACUGUCGUUGAUCACACACAAGCGCGUACCUAGUCAGGUCAAGGUCCAAUGGGGCUGGCCGCCAACCCGAUUUGGUGCUGAUGGGCAAAAAAAGCAUGUGCGGCAGGACGAUUUGUACGUUCACCUCUUUGCGCGUUGCUCGUGCUCUCGGUGUGGUGAUAUUUUCUCUCUUGGGACCGUGAACUUAGUGCUUGAUCAGUCCCCCUCUGCCAUAAGCUCAUGUUAAGUGUCCAAGCGUUUUAGUUCUUGUACCGGUGGCAAUAUGGAGAGGGAAAACUCCAAUUAGAAGAAAUCACAGACGGGAGAGGGGAUUUUGUCGCCGCGGGCGAGUCAUGUAUUGUUGGGCAGCGGGGAGCUUUAUUCUAGAGUCCGGGUGGUGUACAGGGGUGCUCGUAAGCGGAGUUUAGAGUAAGCUUCUUCCACCAAACUUCCUCACCUCAUCCGGUUUAUACAUUAUUUUCUCUGCUUGUUGUUCUGGGACGAUACGAUGUAUGGCGGCUUUGUUGCUGUAGAGUUAUUGGCUAGCGGUUUGGGGAGUUGGGAGGCCAACGUUACUUGUAGUUGUGCGUAAGAAGCCGGAUGACUGGAACGGUCGUUCGUUAAAACCUCUAGUGAUAGUUUUACAUGUUAGUCAGACUCUCUCUCUUGCGUCAGCCGGCCCUGGUUAGUUUGAUCGUGAUGACGUGCUGGUAACCCUGUGCCCUCGGAC
Messenger RNA from Ectocarpus siliculosus, 3172 nucleotides. NCBI's taxonomy places the organism in Eukaryota, Phaeophyceae, Ectocarpales, Ectocarpaceae. The record is from the annotation of a GenBank genome assembly.